CUGCAGUUGCACUGAGCGUGACUCGCUAUAGUAAUUCCAUAACGGUAUAUAGUUAUGUAGGUACCGUGGAUUCUCAGUGGUAGGAGUAACGUUAACAGAGUAUAGAAAGAGACUCGUACGCUUCUAUAGUCGUAUAUAUUCUUACGUUGGAGGUCGGAUUUCUCGUUUCUCCUCCGGCACUACCUUGAUUGGUAGUGUUCAAUCGACGGUUCUAGUGUCAACUACCACUCCCUGCUAGUAUCGAGUGGGACCAGUAUACUAGCCUAGAAAAUAUAAUUUACUACAUUAAUACAGUGAUCAUAAGAAAAUUCACUCUGAAAAGCGUGACGGGUCAGAGAACAACAGGAAGUACGUGUUUUCGUGACUUUGUUUUUAAGAGGACAUUCUUCUUUCCACUUGGUGGAAAUAACGGAUCGUGGUGUACCAGUUACUUGGGAAGGAUUUUUGACGUAGAAUGGAUUCAUUGUGGCCCCCAAUAUUACUGUUAUUCUGUGUAAUAACACAUGGAAUGUCAACACAGUACUACACAGUAAUUGCUCCGGAAAUCGUACGACCGAAUUCACAGUAUCACGUGGCAAUAAGCAAUACAGGAACGCCAAGUCCUAUUACAGUUGCUGUGGAAGUUGAUGGAAAUUUGGAUAAUGGAGAUCACUUUAAUGUAUAUCAAUCCGCUACGGUAGAGCCGUACUCUACGAGCAUUAUAAAACUCGAGAUCGGUGAUACCAGUCCUGGUCAAUAUAAACUCGUGGCACGAGGAGUGACUGGUAUAGAAUUUGUAAAUUCUACGGAUCUGCAGUACAUCCACAAAAGUUACUCCGUUUUUAUUCAAACCGAUCGUGCUAUUUAUAAACCGGGUAACAAAGUACUUUUCCGUUGUAUAAUACUGGACUCCAGGUUAAGACCUGCCAUUACCAGAGAUAUGGAAAUCCAUAUAACGGACGGAAAUGGUAACCGUAUAAAACAAUGGAGACGCCCAUCUAUAAGUCGCGGUGUUUUUACCGGCGAAUUGGAACUAUCCGAAUCGCCGGUUCUGGGCAACUGGAAAAUCGUCACGAAUGUGGUGGAUCAAACUUUCGAAAAGGAGUUCCAGGUGGCCGAAUACGUUCUUCCUAAAUUUGAAGUAACCAUCGAAGCACCUAAACACGGAACAUUCAAAGAUUCCAAAGUCACGGCAACAGUUUAUGCCAAAUAUACUUAUGGCAAGGCUGUAAAAGGUGAAGCUACUAUAACCGCUUAUCCAGAUAUAUUCUCUGGUCUCAUCCAACCAAUUUUCCGAACACCAGUAAGAAAAGUUGUUCCCAUCGAUGGGAAAGUAACGGUAGACUUUGACAUAGCCACAGAGUUACGAUUGACCGAUGAGUACGAGAGGCCCGUUCAAUUGGACGUAGCUGUGGAGGAAGCGCUGACAGGUCGUAGACAAAAUACAUCAAUGCAACUGACUUUGCAUAAACACAAGUACACAAUGAAACUCAUCAAGACAUCUGAGUAUUACAAGCCUGGUUUAAAGUAUACAGCUUUUAUCCAAUUAGCAUAUCACGAUGGAUCGCCAGUUAGAGACCCUACUAAUCCAGUGAAGAUUUCAUAUGGAUAUACUUACAAUCAAUCUGCCUAUAGUAAUAUAACACGUAAAUUAGAUUCCAAUGGAAUGAUUCAACUUGAUUUUUAUCCGCCGUUGAAUAACGAAAGUGAUUCGGCUCCGCUCAAUAUUAAGGCGGAAUAUUUAAAUCUUCACGAAUGGUUCCCCGCGACAAAUCAAGCUAUGUCUCCCAGUAACACUUAUAUUCAGGCUACUCUGAAGACAGACAAACCUAUGGUAAAUGAUGAUGUGGAAAUUGCUGUUAAUUCUACAGCACCUCUUAAAUAUUUGAGUUACGAGGUUUUUGGACGUGGUGAUAUUUUGUAUGCUGCUUCUAUACAAGUACCCGAUAAGCAUACAGCGACGUUUAAAUUUCUUGCGACGUUCGUAAUGGCACCCACUGCGCACGUAUUAGUUUAUUACGUAAAGGACGACGGAGAAGUCGUUGCCGACGCAUUGGAUGUUAAUUUGGAAGGAACUCUUCAAAAUUUCGUUGACAUUAAAGUCUCUUCGGAACAAACCGCACCUGGUGAAAAUGUUGAUCUCACCAUUACAUCAAAACAGAAUUCAUACGUUGGUAUACUGGGUGUCGAUCAAAGUUCGAUUUUAUUAAAAUCCGGCAAUGACAUAUCAUAUGAACAAGUAGAGAAAGAACUUAAGUCCUACGAUACUGUUUCCGAAUCUCCAUACGACGAUGUGUUCUCUGACAGAUCAUUUUGGCGUCCUGGAUCAGCAACAGCUCAGGAUGUAUUCGAUAAAACUGGAGCAGUAAUAUUUACGAAUGGUUAUGUACACAAGAACUUCCCCAUACGACAACCAGGAAUCCUGGAUGGUAGAAUACACGGUGCACCUCAUGGAGCAUCAACACUACGACCAGACCUUGGUCCACCAGUUACAUACAGAGUAGUAACAAGACCUCCACUGGCAGGUCCUUAUGCAUUCUCACGCAUCCCAACUCCUGUCUGGAAUAAGCCCCGUAUUUUCCUAAUGCAUGACAUCUCAAACACCUGGCUUUUCGCAAAUCUCUCCUCAGGGUAUGAAGGAACUACUGUAAUUAAAAGAACAGUACCAGAUACUAUAACUUCAUGGGUUCUUACUGGUUUCUCUGUGGACUCUGUUUAUGGUCUUGGUUUAAUGGACGCACCACGAAAGUUGAAGGUCUUCAAACCAUUCUUUGUGUCGGUGGAUCUACCCUAUUCCGUAAUCAGAGGAGAAAUCGUAGCGAUUCCAAUAAUAGUGUUCAAUUAUUUGGACAAAGAUUUGACAGCUGAAGUUUUACUGGAAAAUGCUAAUCAGUUUGAGUUUGCUGAAAUUUCAAACGAAGUUCACGAGCCACCGAAGUUUGAACUGUAUCGGAAGAAGGUCGUUGAAGUUAAAGCCAAUUCUGGUGCCAGUGUAUCAUUUAUGAUUAUACCGAGAGACUUGGGAUACAUAACUAUCAAAGCAACUGCAAGUAGUGUACUCGCUGGUGAUAGUGUAGAGCAUAAAUUGCUUGUUAAAUCAGAGGGAGAAACACAAUACAGAAAUAAAGCUAUAUUCAUUGACCUGAGAUCCACAAGAAAUAUGCAGACUAGUAUUGCAGUGGAUAUACCAAAAAAUAUUGUUCCUGGUUCUGAACACAUUGAAAUUUCAGCAGUAGGAGACAUUCUUGGACCAAGCAUUCCAAACUUGGCAAAUUUGAUAAAAAUGCCAUCAGGCUGUGGAGAACAAAAUAUGCUGAAUUUUGUACCAAACAUUGUGAUAUUGGAUUAUCUCAAGAAUACAAAUCAAUUGACCCAAGCUGUUCAGAGUAAAGCCAUGCGAUACUUAGAAAUUGGUUAUCAAAGAGAAUUGACAUACAGGCAUAACGAUGGAUCCUUCAGCGCCUUUGGAAUGUCUGAUGGCAGUGGCAGUACUUGGCUGACUGCUUUUGUGGUAAAAUCGUUUAAACAAGCAACGGAAUAUGUUAGUAUCGAGGACAGAAUAAUUGAUGAAGCUCUUAGAUGGCUUGCCAGCAAUCAAGCAGUAAAUGGAAGUUUCCCUGAAGUUGGAAGAGUCAAUCAUCGUGAUAUGCAAGGAGGUGCUGCAAAAGGACUUGCUCUUACAGCAUUUACACUUAUUGCAUUUUUGGAAAAUAAAGGCUCUAAUGAAGAGUAUAAAAAUGUUAUUAACAAGGGUGUCAAUUAUAUUGUGCAGAACAUGGAUAAUUUGGAUGAUGUCUAUGCAUUAAGUUUGUGCACUUAUGUUCUUAACUUGGCAAGACAUCCAUAUGAGGAGGUUGCUUUUAAUUUAUUAGAAUCUAAAGCCAAAACAGGGAAUGAGGAUAAGUGGUGGAGUAAACCUGUUCCUAGUGAUGAUAAAAAUCCAUGGUAUUCCUUGCCAAGAUCAGUUGACGUAGAAAUGUCGUCAUACAAUUUAUUGACUUAUCUCAGAAGAAAUCUGGUUACUGACUCUAUUCCAAUCAUGAAGUGGCUGGCUAAACAAAGAAAUAGCGAAGGUGGUUUUGCAUCCACUCAGGAUACUGUAAUUGGAAUUUAUGCCUUGGCGAAAUUGGGUGAAAAAUUAUCUACAAAGUCUAAUAACAUUGCUGUUACAUUUAUGUACGAAGGUGGAGGUCAAAGUCAAAUGAAUAUUAAUUCUGGUAAUACCAUGAUUCUUCAAAAACAUGUGCUUCCAAGAAAAACUAGAGUUGUUAAUAUAACAGCUACUGGAACCGGAUUUGUUCUGGUUCAGGUUUCUUCCAGUUAUAAUCUAAAUGUAACUGGGGCAUGGCCACUAUUCACAUUAGAUCCACAAGUUGACAAAAACUCAAAUGCAAAUCAUCUGCAACUGUCAAUCUGUUCAGGAUUUAUACCUACUAAAGAAGCAAAUGAGAGUAAUAUGGCUGUAAUGGAAAUAAGCCUACCUUCAGGUUUUACUGUGGAUAUGGAUUCUCUUCCAAGCUUACAAGUAUCACAGAAUGUUAAACGUGUAGAAACCAAAAAUGGAGAUACAAUGGUGGUAUUAUACUUUGACAAGAUGAUUAGACAGGAAUAUUGCCCAACAGUAUCUGCAUUUAGAACACACAAAGUCGCUAAGCAAAAGCCAGUACCAGUAUCAAUCUAUGAUUACUAUGAUUCUUCACGGAGAGCAAGAGCAUUCUAUGAACCACAAGCUGCAACACUUUGUGACAUCUGCGAAGGAGAGGAUUGUGGGAAUGUUUGUGUUAGUCAGAUAGGCAAUAGGAAUUCUAUGGAAUCAACAGCAAAUCAACUAUCCAGUUUAUCUUUUGUUGUAUUGUUAUUAGCUGUACUUAGCACUAAGAUUUAUUAUUUGUAAUUACUUAUAAUCUACCUGUAAAGGACUAUUUUGACUACCAGAGUACUAUAAAAAAUGUAUAGCCUGACUUAAGGAAUAACCAAAGUGGUUUGUAUUUAUACGACAAUGCAAGACACGAUAAUGUUUUAAUUUCUUUUGUACAAUGCAUAAGGCAAAAGAUUCCUGUCUCAAUAAUACGUCAGCAUGUCUUUAUUUAAACAUACGAUAUUCUAUAAAUGAGAUCAAUUAAUAAAUUGUUUUAUUGUUACAUUA
Molecule: messenger RNA, 5125 nt
Organism: Cephus cinctus (wheat stem sawfly)
Lineage: Eukaryota; Metazoa; Arthropoda; Insecta; Hymenoptera; Cephidae
Product: CD109 antigen
Exons: 28
Coding region: 455-4873 (1472 amino acids)
Cellular component (GO): extracellular region
Molecular function (GO): endopeptidase inhibitor activity
Source: RefSeq, a predicted model, not a curated record